UAGCCUGUACUCUGUAGUUGACGCCUGUGGCCGAUGGUUCUUUCUCUUUUUAGUGGAUAAUCGCGCUUGCUUGUUAAUUUUUUAAUUAUUUUGAGAUCGAAACAAGUUAUAAGUUUUGAUUAUUUAAAGCUUGACACUGUGAUUAUUCUAAAUUAAAACUGUUACAAAGUGAGUGCUUUGUCCAGAUGCCAAUAAUGAAGUGUGGACCUACCGUUAUUCCAUUACCCAGUGCAAAAAUCAUAGCGACUAUGUUUCGACGACGAUGGUGACCAUAAGCGACAGCAAUCAUGAUCGCCAACUUACCGCUGCUUUUUACGAACGGUAACCCUACAGAUCUGUCUAAAAUCACAUCUGCUGAUUUAGAGAAGUUCAUAACAUUUAUGGUAACAUGUUCUUGGGGUCAUGAUACUGCGAAAGACAUCCGGCAGCCGCCUUGGUGGCCGAGAAACGUUCCUUUCUCGCACCCCUUCAUCAAACCUUGCAAAGUCCCGCAAGACUGGCUGUCGCGAUUAAAAAAUUUAGUGAAAAGAUGUUAUGAGUAUCACAACAGUUCGUUUUUGUUAGGGUUCUCUGCUCAUUUGGCACGGUAUCCUCGAAACAUUCUCACGUACGUUGACAACAACGACCAUACGACAUCGCUUUACCACGCACCUUCUGGCCGUCUACUGGUGACAUUUCGCAAUGAGAAUGUAUUGUAUGAUAAACCAGCUGAUAUUUAUUUAUGUGACACUUGUGAUAGUCACUUCGACAAUGUAGAGGUCCUAAAAGCCCAUGAGAGACUUUGUAACAACAAGAACUUCAAAUCGGGUUCUUGUACAGGGACUUUAGAAGAGUUUCUCUCAGCAUUAAAACUUAAGCCUGCACAAGAAGACACUCAAAAUAAAGAUAAAACCCCUGAACACUGUUUAGUUGGUACAAAGCCAAGACACUCUCGCAGUACAGCAAAUGUUGAGAGGGGUCAUCCAUAUCCUUUUUCAUCAUUAGCAUAUACAAAGAAUGCUAAAAUUAAUGUAAAUAGGGAUACCAGUUAUUCUCGAGAAAGAACAGAAAGGUAUUGCUGUACUUCAACACUUAGUAAAAAUGUAGCUAGUAAAGGAAGAAAUCAAACAUUUCCAGUUAGAUACAAAAGACCAAUAGAUUAUUGGCAUCGAAAACAUGUGUUCCCAAAUCAGCGGUAUAAGAAAAUACUUGAUUUAAAAGGGCAAUUGUUGGUUUUUAAGUGUAGACCCAUUACUGUAAAUAUAGAAAGAAUGGGUCCAGAAAAGAUUCAGGAGUACAUAGAAAAUCUCAAACGAGAAGCACUAAGCAGGCAGUGCGAAGACAAAGAUGUUGUGUUCGUAGAGCCUGUAGUGGAACCAAUGCAUGUGGAUGUUAAAGGCAGUGAUCCUUUAUAUAAAGCAGGCAAUGAGUGUGAAGUUAUUGAUCUAUGUUCAGAUGAUGAAGAAUCUAGUGUAAAUGAGAACUGUGACCCCCGUGCAGGAACCACUUGUGUUAUUCGAGGAGGGGCUAUCCUGAGGCGCACAGCUGCUACACCUAAUGCUAUUCCCGCUGAGCCCUGUGGUGCUCGGGAGAAACCUAUCUCCUCUCUCAUUUUACAACCCCACCCCGUCAUUCUUAUUACACAUUCUUUGAACAAUUUACACACAAUAGCUAUAGAUUGAAGACAUUAUUUAAUUUAGUUAUGCUGAUUUAUUAUUUAUUGUAAAUUAUUAACAAAAAAGUGUUCUCAUAUGUUUUGUUUCUGAAAUGCCAUUUUUAUUAUGGCAACAUCAUUAUAGGUGGUAACAUUUCUGUCAGUUCAAAAUGGCGGUCGCUUUGUUGCACGAAAUGGCUGUUGGCAUAAAUCAUAGUUUAAAUAUAUUUUAAUUUAACAAAUAUAAUGUAAAAAACUGCAUUUUACUUUAAUUUCACACUUAAUUGAAAUAUUUGUAUACAUGACAUUCAAUGAUUUACUUAACAAUUUUAAUAACUGUUUUUAUUUUAAUUAUGUUUUUAUUGUAAAGUGUAGGUAGUCAAUAUACUCGGGUAAGAUUCAGAUCAAUUUCUGUUUCAUAGCGCUAAGUCUCACUCCCGUACGUCAAAAGUGUAUUGGAUUUUGAUAUGCGGGAGUUGUCACGUUUCUGAAUCCUACCCUUGUACACAAUUAUGCAAUUCAAUUGAACAUGACACCAAAUAAAGAUGCAAUUUAUCAAG
Molecule: messenger RNA, 2193 nt
Organism: Pieris rapae (cabbage white)
Lineage: Eukaryota; Metazoa; Arthropoda; Insecta; Lepidoptera; Pieridae
Gene: ova
Exons: 1
Coding region: 288-1661 (457 amino acids)
Source: RefSeq, a predicted model, not a curated record